AUGGCGCCCAAUAUGAAGAAGUCCGGCCCUUCAGCCCAUCCAUCCACCUCGAAGGAUCCACCGCCCGUGGCCUCUAGUGCCUCGGAGGGUGCGGAGGCGAGCAAGGACGUGGACGCUUCUGGGGGCGUGACUGGAGCAGGUGACACCAUCACCGCUCCCCCCGCGGUCGACACGGGGGCUGGAGAUGUCAGAGGAGAACAAUAUCAGCAACGUCUCGACGGUCACGCUCCACGAGGUGCGAACGAGGGGGUCACUCCGCUCGCUUCCCCUCCUCCCACCAGCGGGCACAGCCGCAACAACGGCGCUCGGUCGGGGGCGAGCCAUCGUCCUCCAACCACCCCCGCCACGGGGGCUGUCACGGCGCAUGUUCCUCCUCCCGGGCGAGCCGACCAGACCGCCAUGUCCAACGGAGCCGCCGACCCUCGAGCACCACCGCCGCGCAAUCCCGCUGCCCAAGUGGACGUUCCACAGCUGCGUGGACGCGGAACUACCGUCGUCACCGCCACUGGCACUAUCAGGAGCCAGGCGACAGUGCGGUCAACGUCAUCAACAUCUAUGCCAAGCACAACUACGGAGGCCAUGGGGCGAGCUCAGCUACUACUGAGGUUUCCACCGGCAGCUGAGCAGAUGGAUGAAUGGUGUGCCACCAUCCAGAGCUUGCUCGGUUUCGCUUAG
This is a messenger RNA of Aegilops tauschii subsp. strangulata, 675 nucleotides long. The record is from RefSeq and is a predicted model, not a curated record. Lineage: Eukaryota; Viridiplantae; Streptophyta; Magnoliopsida; Poales; Poaceae.